UGUGUUGAGUGUGUUGAGGUGAGAGUCAGGACUUUCCUACACCUGACAGCGCACAACAGCUCUUCAGUCUUUCACUAAGAUGCAGAGGUGGGUUGUGAUCUGUUGGGCUCUCCUUGCCCUGGUGGCUGCUGAUGAAUGUCCAGAUGGCGGGAGCUGUGAAGACGGUCAAACUUGCUGCAACAGUCCAGCUAAAGGCUAUGAAUGUUGUCCGCUGGAUAAGGCUGAAUGCUGCGGGGAUCACAUCCACUGCUGUCCUGCAGACACACUCUGCAAUGUGCAAACAUCCCUCUGUGAGAACGCCACCGUGGCCUUGCCGUGGGUGGAAAGGACUCCUGCAGAAAAAGCCACAACCUCCAAAUCUUUCAGGAUGAUCAAGUCCUACAUGGGUGAGGACGAUGAUAACAUCUGUCCGGAUCAGUCACGGUGCCCUGCUGAGUUUUCCUGCCUCAAAGCUUUGACAAAGUAUGGCUGUUGCCCGCUACCCCAGGGAGUCUCCUGCUCUGAUGGCAAACACUGCUGUCCCGAGGGCCACCAGUGCAGCAUGGACAGCCGCUCCUGCAUGAAAAAAGAGCUCAUGGCUACAGUUCUGUGCAAGGACGGGGUGUCUGAGUGUCCAGAUGACAACACGUGCUGUGAAACCCCUGAAGGCACGUGGGGAUGCUGUCCACUGCCCAAGGCCGUAUGCUGCGAGGAUAAGAAAAGCUGCUGCCCAGAAGGGACCACGUGUGAUGUCCAACACUUGAAAUGCAUUUCCUUAUCUACCAAAAAAGAGCUGCCGAUGUGGGCCAAGUUCCCCGCCAGAAUAAGGGCUGACUGGGAGAACCAGAAAGAUGGUGGGAAUGUGACGGCGAAGGCGGUUGAUGAUAAUGACACUGGGAAAGUCCCUGAAGUCACCACAGCCAGUAGCAUUCCUCCUCCUAAGACAGAAGUGCCUGUGUCAUCUGUUACUAAGGCAGCUGGAGUGAACGAUGUCCCGUGCAACGAUACCGUGGGUUGUGCGGAUAACACCACCUGCUGUAAAACCGCAACUGGAGACUGGGCGUGCUGUCCUAUGCCAGAGGCGGUCUGUUGUUCGGACUUCAUACACUGCUGUCCAAAGGGGAAGAAGUGCAACCUGGCGGCGCAGACCUGCGACGACAGCACGUGCUCCGUGCCCUGGAAAGACAAGCUGCCCUCCAUCCCCAGGCGGAGAGUCGAGACGCGAGAGAAGAACGUCACAUGUGACGCAACCACCAGCUGCCCCGACGGCUCCACCUGCUGUAAAACCAAAGAGGGUGGUUGGGCCUGCUGUCCGUUACCGCAGGCGGUCUGUUGCGACGACCACGAGCACUGCUGCCCCUCGGGCACCACCUGCGACCUGGCGACCUUGACCUGUGAUGAAGCGUCAGGAUCCACACCCAUGGCCCGGAAGAUCCCUGCAAAUACCACCCCCAGCCCGGUUACCACGACGACAGCGACCACCACCACCACGGCGACCACCACCGCGAGCGCACUUACCAUGACGUCAACUACCACCCCGAUCCCGGUCACCACCACGACGGUGGCUGCCUUGGACGAGGAGACGACAACGCAAGGGGCGGAUGCCGCAGACGCUGGGAUGGUGAAGUGCGACAGCCAAACCAGCUGCCCUCCGGACUCCACCUGCUGCCUCAUGGCCUCCACCAAAAAGUGGGGAUGUUGCCCGGUGCCGGAGGCGGUGUGCUGCGCCGAUGGAAGCCACUGCUGUCCGACGCACUACAAGUGCGACGAGAGCCGGACCUCGUGCAUCAAAGGAGAAGUGGUGAUUCCCUGGUACACCAAGAUCCCGGCCCCCUCGAGCCUGCAGGCCGAGCCCAGCUCCGGGCCGGACGACGACUCGGCUCUGUGUCCCGAGGGCUCCUCCUGCUGCCAGCUCUUCACAGGCGACAUGGGCUGCUGCCCGUUGGAAAACGCCGUGUGCUGCCCAGACAUGGAGCACUGCUGCCCGCAGGGUUACACCUGCGACAUCGUCUCCAGGUCCUGCCACAAGCUCAUGGAGCUGCAGCUGGAGACCGUCCCGCUGACACCGGUGUACCUACCCGAGUACCAGCAGCUGCCCCCCCCCGGGACACAACUAAGCGUGCAGUGUGACGAGCAGUUCAGCUGCAAAGACGAGGAGACCUGCUGCAAGACGUCUGCAACCGACUGGGGCUGCUGUCCGUCUCCUAAUGCGGUGUGCUGCAGCGACAUGAAGCACUGCUGCCCCACCGGCUACACGUGCACGGCCGAGGGCUCCUGCAUCCAGAGCAGGGGGCCGCACUGGCAUAGCUGGCACGUUUUCCUGCCCUACAAGAAGAGAGCUCUGACCGUGUGAAACAUCACUGGGCACUUACCUCCGGAGGCAACGCACUAAUGAAAGUGGAAAAAAGGGAUAUAAAAAAUGAUUUUUAAAUGCUUAGUCUUAGAGAAAUGUGGUUAAUGUUCAGGGGAGACACUGUAAAGCUGAAGCACACUCAAGUUUCUGUCUGCAUGCAUCUAAUUUACAUCCAAUAUAAAUGAAUACAUAGAUGCCUGUUAUUCCAAGCACAUGAUAAGAAUAAAACACUUCCUAUUAAACUUGAUUAUAGUUACGGUCAAUCAUCUCUCUCUGUAUGUCUUGCCAGCUGCCUUGUGUUUAAAAUGCACCUCCUUUUCAAAUACACCUAUAGCUUUGGGUGUAGUUUUACAUAUCUGUGAUGAUUUUCAAUACGUGACAACACGAUGUGAGUGUGUCUGUUGUGGAAACUGUUACAUCUUCACUCUUUCAUAAAAUGACAUCACUUGUGUUUACAAUAAAUCAGUCUGAUGGUAGACGACACGA
This is a messenger RNA of Cololabis saira (Pacific saury), 2818 nucleotides long. RefSeq names its product granulin a (gene grna). Gene Ontology annotation, cellular component: extracellular region. The record is from RefSeq and is a predicted model, not a curated record. The transcript has 14 exons. Lineage: Eukaryota; Metazoa; Chordata; Actinopteri; Beloniformes; Belonidae. Bases 80 to 2332 code for a protein of 750 amino acids.